This is a messenger RNA of Chanos chanos (milkfish), 1197 nucleotides long. RefSeq names its product Meis homeobox 2b (gene meis2b). Bases 1 to 1197 code for a protein of 398 amino acids. The record is from RefSeq and is a predicted model, not a curated record. The transcript has 12 exons. Gene Ontology annotation, molecular function: DNA binding. Gene Ontology annotation, biological process: regulation of DNA-templated transcription. Lineage: Eukaryota; Metazoa; Chordata; Actinopteri; Gonorynchiformes; Chanidae.
AUGGCGCAAAGGUACGAUGAACUGGGCCAUUACGGUGGCGGGAUGGAAGGAGUUGGAGUCCCAACGUCGAUGUACGGAGAUCCGCAUGCCCCGCGGCCCCUUCCUCAGGUUCACCACUUGAACCACGGGCCGCCUCCGCACGCCAACCAGCAUUACGGAGCGCACGCGCCACACAGCAUAAUGCCCGGCAGCAUGGGCUCCGCUGUCAACGACGCGUUAAAGAGAGAUAAAGACCAAAUUUAUGGACACCCGUUAUUUCCGUUGCUGGCUUUGGUGUUCGAGAAAUGCGAGCUGGCCACAUGCACACCGAGAGAGCCCGGUGUUGCCGGCGGAGACGUCUGCUCAUCGGAUUCCUUUAACGAAGACAUCGCUGUUUUCGCCAAACAGAUACGAGCGGAGAAACCUUUAUUUUCGUCAAAUCCAGAACUGGACAACUUGAUGAUUCAGGCGAUUCAAGUCCUUCGAUUUCAUCUUUUGGAGUUAGAGAAGGUUCACGAGCUCUGUGAUAACUUUUGUCACCGAUACAUCAGUUGUUUGAAGGGGAAAAUGCCAAUCGAUCUUGUGAUUGAUGAACGAGAUGGGUGCAAGUCUGAUUUCGACGAUCUCUCAGGAUCCUCCACUAAUCUCGCAGAUCAUAAUGCCGCAUCCUGGAGAGACCUUGACGAUGCCCACUCUACUCCGUCGGUGGGAACUCCAGGGCCGUCCAGUGGGGGUCACGCCUCUCAGAGUGGAGACAACAGUAGUGAACUUGGCGACGGUCUUGAAAACAGUUUGGCGUCGCCAGGAACGGGGGAUGAGGAUGACCAAGACAAGAAACGACAGAAGAAACGAGGGAUCUUUCCUAAAGUGGCAACGAACAUCAUGCGGGCCUGGCUCUUCCAGCAUCUCACGCACCCGUACCCAUCAGAGGAGCAGAAGAAACAGCUAGCUCAGGACACAGGUCUCACAAUCUUACAGGUCAAUAACUGGUUCAUCAAUGCCCGCAGGAGAAUAGUGCAGCCAAUGAUUGACCAGUCAAACAGAGCAGGUCUCUCUCUCUGUCCUCCAGUGAGUCAGGGCACAGCCUACAGUCCUGAUGGGCAGCCCAUGGGUGGGUUUGUGCUGGACGGACAACAACACAUGGGCAUUCGACCUGGUGGACCAAUGGGUGGGAUGGGAAUGAAUAUGGGUAUGGACGGACAAUGGCACUACAUGUAG